Cebus imitator (Panamanian white-faced capuchin) is the source of this 1593-nucleotide messenger RNA. It is a transcript of the gene PABPN1L, whose product is annotated as PABPN1 like, cytoplasmic. Gene Ontology annotation, molecular function: RNA binding. Bases 117 to 1529 code for a protein of 470 amino acids. The transcript is spliced from 6 exons. The record is from RefSeq and is a predicted model, not a curated record. NCBI's taxonomy places the organism in Eukaryota, Metazoa, Chordata, Mammalia, Primates, Cebidae.
CCCGGGGCCAUCUCAGCCCCUGCUUCCCCUGGUCGGAAGCCACCUCCCCAGCCUGCUCGGCCCCAUGUUCCAGAAGGAACCGCUGCUGUGUCCCACUCAGAUUGCGUGUUCGUGCCAUGUGGUGUUUGUGCCGUGUGGUGUCCGUGCCGUGUGGAUGCUGCCUAGGCGUGAACCUCGGGACGGACGCAGGCUCCAGGGAGCUGCAGUGUGGCUGGGUGUAUGCAGAAGAGACCAACCAGCUCCACUCAGCAUCUCCUUCCUCCAGGGAGUCUCCCAGAGGUGCCUGUCCGAGGGACAGGGAAAGGCAGGGCCCCAGGAGCCAAGGCUGGAAGCUCAGCCCCCACUCAGCCUUUGCAAAUGGUCCAGUGGGAGCAGCUGGCCUCCGGGGAAGGCUGAAAACUCCAGCAGGGCCCAGGCAGGUGCGGACUCGGGAGGAGUGGAGGGAAGCCUCGCCGGGCCCGCCUUCCUCCUGCCCCUCCACUAUGUGGCCCGUCCCGAGCUGCUCUCUCUUCCCGCCCCCGACUCAGGCCUGGCUCCAGACAGUCUCUUCGGACCCUGAGGCCCAGGGCUGGGGGGCCUGGAACAAGACCAAGAACUCUCUGGAGCCAGAGGGUGGGGAAGGGAAGGAGGAGAGGGAAGGGGAGGCAGAGGAAGACCAGGACGGAGAUGAAGGCUUCCUGCUGUCUCUGCUGGAGCAAGACAGUCUGGCUGAGUUCCCCAUGCCUGACCAGGAGCUGGAGGCCAUCAAGAUGAAGGUGUGGGCCAUGGAGCAGGCCGAGGGGCUGCCUCAGCCUCCAGGGGCACAGCGCCGGGAAGAGGAGGACGCUGUGGCGGGGCAGCUGCUGAGCCCCGAGGCAGCAGGCCACCCCAUCCCUGGGACCCCCGAGGAGAAGGUGGAGGCUGACCACAGAUCCGUCUAUGUGGGCAAUCUAUGCCUACAUCGAGUUUGCCACCAAGGGCUCUGUGCAGGCCGCCAUGCAGCUGGACCAGAGCCUCUUCCGCGGCCGCGUCAUCAAGGUGCUGCCGAAAAGAACCAACUUCCCUGGGAUCAGCUCCACAGACCGCGGGGGACUUCGAGGACACCCAGGCUCCAGGGGGCCACCCUUCCCCCACAGCAGCCUCCAGGGCAGGCCCCGGUUCAGACCACGAGGGCAGAACCAGGCACGUGGAAGAGUCUCACCGUGGUUCUCACCGUAUUAAUAGGAGGGCCUGCUUUUGAGAGAGGGACUGGGGGCUGGGUCCCAAGUAAACCUGUUGUGCCCCAUAGGGGGCUGGGGCCGGUGGGGAGUGGGGUGGGGGCGAGGCCAGAGGAGAGGGGUGUCCAGAAGAGCAGCCGUGGGCCCCCCACUUGGCCAGAGGGGAAUGGUCCACUCAUGGCCAUAGUCAUGAGUCACAGCCACGGCCCGGUAGUGGGCUGGGCACGGGUGCCACUGGGCUCCAAGGGGAUCUGGGCAGUGAGGCGUGGGGGGAAGCGGAGCCCAGGCAGUGCCAGGCCAGCUCCGGCUUGGCAUGCUUGGCUCUUCAACUAACUCUUUUUAAACAGAAACGUGUGUCUUAAUGGUGAAACGUAAAUUAUUAAAAUGGAACAUUUUU